This is a messenger RNA of Schistocerca piceifrons (Central American locust), 3113 nucleotides long. It is a transcript of the gene H, whose product is annotated as formin-like protein 6. The transcript has 5 exons. Bases 409 to 2136 code for a protein of 575 amino acids. The record is from RefSeq and is a predicted model, not a curated record. NCBI's taxonomy places the organism in Eukaryota, Metazoa, Arthropoda, Insecta, Orthoptera, Acrididae.
GCAUAAAUACCGCGUAGCAGCUCUUCUCGCAAGCCCAUGCUAUCAAACGUUGGAAUAACUUCAACAUCUUCGCUAGUCUCAAAUUCAACAUUUGAUAAAUCUUCAGUCUGCACAACACGUCUUAUACGCAGGUCCUCCAUUUUGCUCGUAGAAAGGGUUGACUUAGGAAUGAGCGGUACUGGACCAAGUAUGGCUGCUGGGCGUGAAUUAAAUAAGGAACAGUGGUAUGUGGAAUGAACCAAAAAGUGUUGACGAGGAGCAGGUGGAGGAAUGAACAUGGAGUAAAGAAGAAACAUUACUACAUACCAGACGAUGGAGCUGUGCUUCGUAGCAGCCCGACGUCGGGGCAGCUAUUAUUCUGUUUAUUUAAGGCCGAAGUGAUUACCGUAAUGUAGUGGAAUAAAAGAGAUGCGAGUGCAAGAAAAUUCAUUUGCAUCAUGUGCCAAAAUGACCGAGGAAAGAAGCGUGAAUGGAGGUCCAGAUAUUCCCAGUGGCAGCAAAAGAGGAUAUUCAGCCGGAGAUAUCGACGGAACCCAAAGUCCCAAUUCUUCAACCAGCGAAGCUGAUAAAUCUUGCGGUAUCGCAGGUGGUAGACUGAAAUUUUUUAAGGAUGGUAAAUUCAUAUUGGAAUUAUCACACCGAACUGAAGGAGAUCGAACGUCAUGGGUUCCAGUGCCCAAAAAAACAUACUGGCCUCCUCCUGCAACUACUGCUACUAGUACUGGUACUCCACGCCAGGAGAGCUCAACCUCACUUAGUGUGUCAGAUGACAACUCAUCUGUCCAGUCAUCACCUUGGCAGCGAGAUCACUGUUGGAAGCAGACCAACCCUCGGCAAGGCAUUGGUAAAGAAAUGACUUUUUUGAUGCAGUCAUUUCCACACAUGAGGCAUCUAAGGAGUCUUCAUUCUGUGUUUCACUGUAUACAAAAGAAGCGUAGAUGCCCUUACGUACCUAUAGAAGUGUCAGUGGAGAAUCACAGUGGUGUAAUAAGUGCACACGUAAGAGGUGGAAAGAAAGAGCGAAACAGAAUAAAAUUGUUGGAUAUAGUACAAACUUUAUUAGAUAGAGUGAAAGGCUCAAGUAGUAGUAAUGAAAGCACUGUUUGCUCUAAUGCAAGUGGGGCUAUUCCACCAAAUCACGUGCGGACAGUAACUGUAGCAACGGCAAGACUGGAUCCUAGCAUUAUAUCCCCUAGGAAGAGAAUACUUCGUGAAAUGGAGAGAGUUAGUCUUGAGGACAUGUCGAACUCUAAACGACAGCGAGCUCGUACCAGUAGUGCCUUGCCACAGAACAAUAACAAUGGUAGCAGUGGAAAUUGUACUGUUACGUGCCAAACUCUCCAACCUGGCAGUGCACUUCCGUCUCCUCCCCAGCCUAGUGUCAAAGGCAGUGUGAGUAAUUACAGUAUUACCUCGCUCCUGGGAAAUAGUCGAAAUGAAGACGUACCAACACCUGGACCUCAAGAUACAGACACAUCAUUCCUACGUACUCUCCUGAAGUCUUCAGCGCAACAGACUAGCAAUGUCGAACAGACUCCCAGACCCAAAGCGGCUUCAAAGCCUGCUGGAUCGAGGAAAUCGUCACCCACACAGCAACAGCAGCAGUCACCUCAACAACUGCCACAAACGCAGCACUCCCAAAACCAGUCACCUACACAGCAGCAGCAGCAGCAGCAGCAGCAGCAGCAGCUGUCGUCCCCAUCGCGGCUCAGCUCUCCUGCUCUCUCACCAUCACCAGAUAAUCUUCGCUCUGGACUUAGAAAUCCAGUUGUUCCGUCCAUUGGCAGCUCUGCACACCUCUCUCCAUUCCUUACACCUCCACUGAUAUAUCCACAGCUUUCAUCUCCCUUUUUACCUCAUCCUCCUCCGACAUUAAGUCAUCAUCCUUACUAUUCCAGCCCUCCACCUGUAUCUGCAUAUCGUGGAUCUCCAUCACCAGUUCCAACUUUGUGGGUACAAUACCCACUUUCUAGUCUUCCAAGGGGGGCAGUUCAUUACGGACUUGUGGCUCCCUGCCAUGCACCACCUCUUAGUCCGUGCCAUUACAACCCACUAACGCAACAACCACUGGAAGAGCUGAAGAAAGAAGAUAAUGGUUCAGAUGUUCCUCUGAAUUUGUCCAAACAUUCUGGCUGAAGACUGGCUGAUGUUGCCCACAGCUGAAAAACUGCUGUGCUGGAUAUAUGGUGAGUGUAUCAAAAAGGUGCAGAGUAAUUCAGUAGUGGAACAUGGUUAAGUGUUCCACAUGUGAUUAACAGCUUUGCAUGCAAGAUACAAAAUAAAAUCUGGGAAACUGUCACUGAACAAUAGUUUAUGAAUUUGCAGACAGAAAUUUGUUAAAUCAAACUGAGUGUGUUAUUUUUCUUUUAAGUUUUCAGAAUUUUUAUGUGUGAAACAUGGUUAAUAGCCUCUUAACUGAAUUCUUGCUAAAGUACCUAUUAAUUAAUAAGCAUUGUAUUUCUCUCUGGGACUUUUGUAUUAUCUUCUGUGAUGUCCUUCCAGUAUUGCUAUGGAAAUAUAAAAGCUCGGGGCAAAUUGCAUUUUGUUUCACUUAAGUAAAAUAUAUUUAAAAGCUAAUAAAAAACUGGUAAAUAUUUUGAGGAGCUAUGUUAUGUCAUUUAUUUUAGCAUGUAAGUGUUCCUCAAAUUAAUGUGAUGUUUUUGUUUACUGACAUGCCGGUAAUUUAAUAUUACAGUUAUGCACUGACAAAGGGUGAGAAGAAUUUUUCUGUUUUUCUCAUUUGUCUGUUCACUGUAGAGUUAUAAGUACACACAACCUCUGAAGACUGAUCUAUGAAGGUUGUGGCCAAAAUGCUCAGAAUACUGCAAAUUUUGUUAUCACAAUUACAUGUGACUGGUCAUAUUUAAUUCUUGAUUUCAUGUUGCUUUGGUUGGAAUUGGAAUUAAACAACUGUGAUUCAUGCCUCAUGGUAAAAUUUGUACUACUAAUACUGAAGUCAUAGCUGAUAUACUGACUAAUAAAUUUUAUAUAUAUCACUAUCAGAUAAUUAUUUUGCAUUUUAUGUGGUUAUAAAGCAGUUGAUUGCACAUAAAGCUAACAAGUGGAAUCCCACCUUUAAUAUUGGAAGUCUGUUAUACUUUGUACCAACUGUU